Drosophila kikkawai is the source of this 1993-nucleotide messenger RNA. RefSeq lists its product as uncharacterized. Lineage: Eukaryota; Metazoa; Arthropoda; Insecta; Diptera; Drosophilidae. Gene Ontology annotation, molecular function: zinc ion binding; nucleic acid binding. The record is from RefSeq and is a predicted model, not a curated record.
AGGCCAGUUGAUGUUAUUAUGAUCUGGUCACACGAUUGUUGGGCUACGCUCUCUGAGAGAGCAGGUUACUCUCUCUCUCAGAGAGCGCUGCUUAUGAAUUUCGGGGGUUGAAAGGCACGCGGCCUGAGAGUGAGAGAUCACUGUUUUUGGAGAAGUUGAAAAGAGAAGACGUAGAUCGUGAACAAAAAGCAAGAAAGAGAACUGUAAAAUAAUAUAAGAAACAUUUAAUACGAAAUUAUAAGCAUAAAUAAAAGAAACUAAUAAAUAAUAACAUACGGCCACAAUCUCAGAAGUGGGAUCGAGGAAAAAAUUUUUUUGUGCACGCCAACUAAAAAUAACUAUAAUGGAUUUGGACAUUAAUGAAGUGACGGUGGCUCAGCUGAAAAGAUGGCUAGAGUGUUUAAACUUGUCGACGAAGGGGUCAAAAGCUGAUCUGUACUCCCGGAUAUGUGCGAUUCCACCCGAAAGCCGAGGUAGUGCUCCAAUGAUGAACCAGGUGGAGGAGGAGCAAGAAAUUCUGGACGAAGAGGCGGAAGGGGCAGCGGUGGAGAAGCGAGUGAAGCAGAAUCGGACGGAACUGGCUCGUGGCAUGGCAACUAUGGAGGAGCUGCAUCGGGAAAUCGAGAAGGCAAGGAAGGUUCUCGAGAAUCUUCAGCAGCAGAUCGACAGCGUCAGUUCGAGAACAAGCGACGCGCGACCAAGCGGCGCCAGAAACGACAUGUCUGAGCAUAACGGCGAAGUGUGCGAAAGAGAUGGCGAGCGUAGCAACGGUGCGGCAGAUGAUGUCCGUAGGAGCGAAAGAGAUGGCGAGCGAAGCGAAGCGAAUGAGGCAGAGAGGAAUGAAAGAGACGCCAGCGAGAAUUCUGGAAAUUUCGGACGAAACGACAACGGGCAAAACGGCAGCAGCGACGCUAACAGUGGAAGAGGCGUUCGAGACGAUUUUUCGUCAGCCGGAUUUGGCUUGGCAAAGGAAAUCCUAUUGGAUUUUUCGGAAAACAUGUCUGUUCGUGCCUGGGUCUCCCAAUGGGAGAAUGUUGCCAGAUUGUAUAAGCUAACGGACACCCAGAGUAGAGUUUUGCUGAUUGGAAAACUGAAAGGCAGCGCGUUGCAGUGGCUACACGCAGAUGCAACCCGGUUCGGAGAAUCGACGAGUGAGCUGGUAGACCAGUUACUUUUUGCGUUUGGUGGCAACGAGUCGAAAGCAGAGUUGAGACGCAAAUUUGAGGCGCGGCUAUGGAAGCCAACUGAGAAGUUUGCAGUCUAUUUCGAAGAAAAACGCAGGCUGGCACGAGAAGUCAACAUGGAAGAUGACGAACUGCUGGACGGACUUAUUGUUGGCAUUCCGGCGAUAAAUCUACGCAAUCAGGCCAAGCUUCAGUGUUUCGAGAACCCAGGAAGGAUGCUUAAAGCAUUUGCCAACAUAAUGUUGCCGGUAAGAGCUGCUGGAGAGAAGAAGAUGCACAACGCGAAGGAUGAGCUGGCGAUCAAGGAGACGCGUUGCUAUAACUGCAACGGUAAAGGGCACUGGGCUCGAGACUGCAUCAAAUCGAAGAGGACUCCUGGGUCUUGCUAUGGAUGUGGGGCGAUGGAUCACAUGAUCAGCAAGUGCCCCCAAAACAAGAAGGAUGCGGCAAAUAAUUACAAUGCUUGAUCGAUUCAGGAAGCCCAGUAUCUUUGAUAAAAUUUUCUUAUGUACCCAAAAAUAUUAGAUUAGAGCCUCAUGAAGAGCUAUAUUAUGGAAUAAAUAAAAGCAUACUAAGAAGUUAUGGAAAAAUGUUAUGUUAUGUAAUGAAAGAAGAAAUAAAGAUUUAUUUUAAUUUAAUUGCUGUGGCUAACGAUUCAAUGAGCUGUAAUAUUGUGCUGGGUAGGGACUUUAUGGAGGCUUGUAAUCUGAAAAUUAAUUUAGAAACUUUAAAAAUGAUCACCGUUGAGAGAAUUGAAACCCAAAUUGAUAAUAAGACAAAUAUUAGUUUAUUGAAUGACACUAAGGAAC